Molecule: messenger RNA, 1101 nt
Organism: Leptomonas pyrrhocoris
Lineage: Eukaryota; Euglenozoa; Kinetoplastea; Trypanosomatida; Trypanosomatidae
Exons: 1
Coding region: 259-1101 (280 amino acids)
Biological process (GO): L-methionine metabolic process
Molecular function (GO): acireductone dioxygenase [iron(II)-requiring] activity
Source: RefSeq, a predicted model, not a curated record
AGAUAUAUAUCUGAGCUUCUUGUAAUUAUCCUUUGCCAUCUUGUAGGUGCUCACUACACACGAACUUCUCAAACCCUCUGCUGUUGUUGUUGUUUUUCUUUGCGGUGGUGGUGUUUGUUCUUGCUCGUUGACGGCAUUCCCAAAGCUCUUCUACACGCACGUCACCGAUACGCCCACACGGUCACCCGCAACUGCAGUGAGACAAACCGGUUCUCUUUCUUUCUUCGUGACUGCUGCACCGAAUAUCACUCGACAAAAAUGCUGGAGGAAGUCUCUGAUGAGCAACGGCGGCGCGAGGAGGCCGAAAUUCUCGCCCGCGAUCGCAAGCGCCAGCAGGAAAAAGAGGAACACGAGCGCCGUCUCGCGGAGGAGAAGGCGGAGGAGGACCGCAAGCAGCAGGAGGCAGCGGCGGCGCGCCUCGAGGAGGAACGGCGGCGCAAGAGGCAGGAGGAAGAGUGGAAGCGACUCGGGUCCGAUGCAAUUCAGGACCUGCCGCCGGUGCCACCGCCGGUUAAGGAGGAGGGGACCCUGGACAUGUGGUACCUCGACGAUGAGACCUCGAAGCCAACGCUCACGAUGGCGAGCCUUAAGCCCGGCAAAAAGGUAGGGGCGCCAGUGCCGACCAUGAAGAUGUUGCGGGAGCUGGGUGUUGUGCUGUUUCGCGUGAGCAUGAACGACUUUUCAAUUGUGAAGCAGAUCCUCAAGGAGCGCGACUACAAACACACCGACGAAAUCAAAGUCUCGCAAACCGCAAAAGACGACAGCUAUCUCGAACGCUGGUUUCAGGAGCACUACAUGGAGGAUGAGCACAUUCGUGUGGUGAUGGACGGGUCGUACUUCGUGGACGUGCGCUCGAAGCAGGAUCAGUGGAUUCGCCUGCACCCGAAAGCUGGGGACCUGAUAGUCCUGCCGGCGGGUAUGUACCACCGCGCUACCUUGGACGAGGACGACUACGUGGCGCUGUUCCGCUGCUUUCAAGAUGCGCCGCGCUUUGUUCCGAUUAAUCGCUCUGACAGUCGUGCGGACUCGAACCGCGUACGGCUGACGUACCUGAUGAACUUGAAGAAGGGCGACGUGGCAACUCAGAAUGGUUUCCUGUAA